AGGAACGAUGGGACAAACAGGAAGGCAUCCUACGGUAGGUCGGUUUCCGAGAAAUCCUCCAUCAUGUCGGACUUGAAUAUCGAUCGCAUGAUGCCAUUCCCGGAGAUUCUGGACAACUCUCCCACUUCCCCAGCCGAUUAAGGGGGUGCGCGAAGCUCAUCCUGCAACAUUAGGACGGUUGGCACUCUCAUGGACAAGCCACCCGGUUUCGUUCGGGUAUCGUGCUCGGCCGGCAACUCCACGUCAAACAUCGCGGCAAUCACACAUGUUCACCAUCAUUUGCUGCUUAUUUUCUUUUUGCUGCCGACACUGCGAGUGCGGAUGUGGUAAUUAAUGGGUUUAUGCGGUUUUUCUUUUUCUCUCGCCGGGUGUGGUGUGUGGGGGUUAUAUUGCCAGGAGAGGGAUGGAAGGUGGGGAGCGCAUGCUCCGUGAUGGGCAUACAACUGCACAAAAUAUGCUGAUGGACCGUGUUCUCGGGUUUGUAUUCUGAGUUUGAGCUCCUUCUGUUCUGGCUAUGCUACGCAUACGAGUACUUAUACCUGGUGCAUUUCCUUCUGUUUUUUUUCUCUCCCGUGCUGAGUAGCAGUCACGCUUGACUAACCGACCGACACUUGGCCGAGCGAGAAAACGACAUGGCCGUGAUUGAUGCUAAGGAGGAGGUUGUCAAUUCGCCAGUCACCAGUUAUGUUCCCACGGAAGGGAGUGUCGGGAAGGGGUGGUUCGUCGCUUGGGAAGAGAUAAAGUUCUUGUUCACGACCAGAGAGGGUUUGCUCGGGAAUUAUGAGUCGGUUUACCAUCUUUGCUUCCGGGCUUUUCCGGUCUUGGGCUUUUACUAAUGAUGGGGGCUGUAGCUAUGCGUGGUUAUUGACGCCGGAUGUUCCCCCGUUUAAUCGAAAGUAUAAGGAUCGGGUGAAGCCCUUUUACGGCAUUGAUGAGAGGAUACCAUUACUGUUGACCUUGCUGUUGGGUUUGCAGCAUUCGCUUGCCAUGGUGGGCGGGGGUCUGUAUUGCGCUCGUGCCACCCUGCGGAGUGCGAACUAAUAAGUUUACAGUGGUUACUCCGCCCUUAUUGAUUGCUGGGGCAUCGGGUGCAAAUCUCAAUGCCGAGACCGUCGCAUACCUGGUCUCCGCAUCCCUGAUCCUCUCUGGGAUAUUCAGCUUCUUCCAGAUCAUGCGCUUUAAAGUUUUCAAUACCGGCUUCUACAUCGGUACGGGCAUGAUAUCGGUUGUUGGGGAAGCCUUUGCUGUGGUUCCCAUUGCCCAAGCAUACUUUACCGGACAAUACGAAGGCGGUCGUUGCUCAACUGUAAAUGGGGUCAAGCAGCCAUGUCCGGAGGCCUAUGGUAGUUUUAUCGGGACCGUAGCAGUUGUCAUGUUGUUUCAGGUUCUGAUUAGCCUCAUCAAGCCCAGGACUCUAAUGAAGAUCUUCCCCAAUCUGGUUACCGGGAUGGUCCUGCUCUGUAUCGGGGGAGGCUUGGUUGCCAGUGGAGUCAAGAGCUGGGCGGGUGGCAGUGGCCCUUGUGAGUUUCGCUAGGCUGGAUGGGAAGGGAUGGGACUGACGAGAGCAGGUAUGGCGAGACCUGAAAGUGGAUUCUUCAAAUUGUGUCCGAAUAUCAAGGCACCGGAGCCACGGCCUUGGGGUGACCCUUCGUUCAUUGGGUUGGGUUUCUCUGUAUAUGCUACCAUCCUCCUGGUAGAGCUUUUCGGAGCUCCUUUGAUUCGGAACUGUUCUGUUGUAGCCGGACUACUGGUUGGAGCUAUAAUUUCCGCCGCUACCGGCUUCAUCGACUCAAAGACUAUUACCGCCGCUCCGAGCGGUACGUUUGUUUGGGUCAAGACAUUUCCGUUGUCAGUGGACGGGAGUCUGGUGUUGCCGUUACUUGCAUGCUGCAUCACAACCCUGGUUAGCUGUCUCGGCGAUGUGAUUGCUACCGCGGAGGUGAGCGGGAUAGAUAUAGAUGGUACGAGUGGCGAUUUGGAUACCCGAGUCCAAGGGGGAUUGACAGCGGAUGGGAUUUGGAGUGUCCUUGCAGCUCUAGGAACAUGUACCCCUCUUGUUUGCUUUGCGCAAAACAAUGUAAUCACCCUUCCCCGCUCUUUCCUUCUCCAACUGACCUCUCUAGGGAGUAAUUGCUUUGACGGGAUGCGCCUCUCGCAGAGCGGGCUACGCCUGUUGCUUUUUCUUGCUCCUUGCGGGUAUUGCCAGUAAAUUCGGUGCAUCGUUAGUGGCACUUCCGCCCAGCGUGAUCGGAGGAAUGACAACCUUCCUCUUUACCACGAUUGUGGUCUCUGGCCUCCGGAUACUCUCCACUGUGACUUGGAACAGGCGCAAUAGAUUUAUCAUCACGGCCGCGUUAGCACUUGGUCUAGCAGAUUUGAUUGUGCCGGACUGGCUGGUGCAUCUAUUGCCAACCGGGAAAGGGGGGAGUCUUCAGGGGUUCUAUGAUGGGAUCAGUGUUGUGAUUAGAACAGCGUACUGUCUUGUCGCAAUAGUGGGAGUUUUACUCAACUGGAUCAUUCCCGAGGAGAAUACGGGCGAUGGUGGGCUUCUGGGGAGUGAGACUAGCAAUAGAGGUGCUAUUGCGGGGUCUGAGCCGGGAAGAAAGGUGGACUAAUCUAUACUUUCAUGUAUUGCAAUUCCCAUUUCUCCGAUUUCUGAACGGGUCCUUUGUCUUUAGUAUCUUUUAGUGACUGGGCAAUCUUGAAAAUAUUCCCGCGG
Messenger RNA from Tuber aestivum (summer truffle), 2719 nucleotides. The record is from the annotation of a GenBank genome assembly. NCBI's taxonomy places the organism in Eukaryota, Fungi, Ascomycota, Pezizomycetes, Pezizales, Tuberaceae.